Molecule: messenger RNA, 489 nt
Organism: Letharia columbiana
Lineage: Eukaryota; Fungi; Ascomycota; Lecanoromycetes; Lecanorales; Parmeliaceae
Exons: 1
Coding region: 1-489 (162 amino acids)
Source: RefSeq, a predicted model, not a curated record
AUGUGGGGACCGAGAAGCACGGCUCGAAGGAGCCACGCCAAAGGGCGCGAAGUUUUUCCCAAAAGCGCUCAACCCCAUCGUACAGAUCUCAACAUCGACACCACCGUCACCGCGGUGGACCAGCUCUACGCCACGCGUCCGAAGUGCGGCGGGGACCGUCGCGGAAGGGCCCGCGUCUACGUACAUAACAUACAGAAGGCGUCUCCGGAUCGGUGUGUCACAUUUCUCCGCGCGGAUGCUUCCCAGCGUGGGAAGGAAGGCGGAAGGGGUGGCUCCGGGCUUGUGAUCGGAAGCGCCAACGUUGACGAGCGGUCACGGGGGUACUGCGAGGAGUACGACCGUUCCGGCGCAGUUCGGGGUCGCGUAGGUUGGGUGAGCAAAACCGAUCUAUUUCGAACUUGUACAGCCCUGACGAUGGUUGGUGCGACGAGCGCCCAUUCUUGUAUGCUGAUCUCGGCUGGCCGUACAAGGGAACUGAAGAAGCGCUGA